GAGCUCAUGAAUUCUUGUGAGCACAAGCACAGGGGGGGCGAUGCCUAUUUAAAGAGGGACGGGGAUCGGACAACAACGUUGAAGUGUUUAGUAACCGACUUAAAAUAUACAUAAUCAGGCGUUAUAUUGCUAUCUUUGUUUAAACGAGCAGUGUUUUGUUGUAACGAGUUUGCUGUGAGCGCCUGGCAAGCGUAUUUUCCUCCGUGAAUGAUUCUCGGACGCAUACAGUAAAAUGGGAAAGGAUUAUUACAGAAUAUUGGGGAUUCAAAAGGGGGCGACGGACGAGGACAUUAAAAAGGCUUAUAGAAAACAGGCACUGAAAUGGCACCCUGAUAAAAACAAGGCAGCCAACGCAGAAGAGAAAUUCAAGGAAAUCGCCGAGGCAUACGACGUUCUCAGCGACUCUAAAAAGAGGGACAUAUAUGACCAAUUUGGAGAAGAAGGUCUUAAAGGUGGUUCAGGAGGUGGAGGGCACACUGACGGACAAGGGGGCAGUUAUACCUACACAUUCCACGGAGACCCACAUGCUACCUUUGCCGCCUUCUUUGGGGGCUCAAACCCCUUUGAGAUGUUCUUUGGCCGAAAGGCAGCCAAUGGACGGGAUGAGGAGGACAUGGACAUGGAAGGGGACCCCUUCGGCUCCUUCACCAGCUUCAACCUUAACAGCUUCCCGCGAGAACGCCACAUGGGGGUGGGGCAGCAACUUCAACGCAAACAGGACCCAGCCAUCCAUCACGAACUGCGGGUCUCCCUGGAGGAGAUCUUCCAUGGCUGCACGAAGAGGAUGAAGAUUUCCCGGAAGCGGCUAAACCCGGAUGGGCGGACCACGCGCAUGGAGGACAAGAUCCUCACCAUCGAGAUCAAGCGGGGCUGGAAGGAGGGCACCAAGAUCACCUUCCCACGCGAGGGUGACGAAUCUCCCAACAACAUCCCUGCUGACAUUGUUUUUGUCAUUAAGGACAAGCCCCAUGCAAACUUCCGGAGAGAAGGAUCUAACAUUGUGUACCCUGUUCGGAUCAGUCUACGACAGUCUUUGUGUGGAUGUUCAGUCACUGUGUCGACAAUAGAUGGGAAAACAUGUAACGUGAAGAUCACAGACGUCAUCAAACCAGGAACGCGUAGAAUCAUUGCUGGACAAGGACUUCCUUUCCCUAAAAACCCCGACCAGAGAGGAGACCUGGUCGUGGAGUUUGACGUGAACUUUCCAGACAGUCUUCCAUCAAAUGCAAAGGAGGUGCUGAAACGGCACUUGCCUGCCUCUUAGAAACAUGGACUGAACAGAAUUUUGGUGCCAUGAUAGCAGGCCUCUCCCUAUACAUGGACAAUGGCAAUCUUACAGAUCCCAUCCAUCCAUCUAUCCAUUAUCUAACCCACUUACUCCUCGUCAGGGUUGCAGGCGUACAGAUCCCUCAGAAAGACUGUGCCAUUUAUAUUAAUGGAUAUAUUUUGCCGAUUUUUUUGUUUAUUAUAAAUUACCUUGCAUGCUGUAAAGUUAAUACAUUAUGUGUAAAAGUUUUUGUCUGAAAGCAAACUUCAUGUGACUUAUUUCUCAAAUCUACUGGUAAUUGGAGAAAAAGUCAUAUUCAGUCAAAAUGUAGUAACAAUCUGUAUGGUGCUGUUUAAAAAAAAAAAUUUGUUUAAGUUUUAUUUAUUUUUUAUUUGGUAAUUGGUCAAUGUAAUUAGUCCCCAUAACAAAGCACUUCAAAUUUGAAUUAUUGACCAAGAGAGACAUGUAAAACAAAUUCAAAUAUUAUGGAAACAAUCCUAGUAUGGAGCCAAAAGGCUUUCAAUGACAUUCUUAUUCUGCAAAAAUGUAAAGGUUUUUAAUUUGGCAUAUUAAGAGUUUAUGUGUUCAUUAAACUCCAGAUAAAUGGUUUAAACUGCAUACAUUUAAACAAAAACACUGAUUUAACUUUACAUUAAACCAUAAAUUUAAUUUUCUAUCCUACUCAUGAUAAAUAAAUGUUCAAAGAAUUUUCAGACCUGGUGGUGUAAGGGUAAGUUCUAGCAGAAUUAUAAUUCUAAUUUUCUGAUAGAGUUCAAUAUGUUUUUUUCCACAAUGGGACACCACUGCUGUCAUUGUGAAAUAACUAAUUUUCUAAGCCUAUUAUUUCAAAAGAAAAUAUAUUUUAACACACCCAUUGAACUGUCUCUGAAGUUUCCCAGAAGUUCAUCUUUAAGUUUUAGAAAAAAGUGUACACCUGCCUAAUGCAUAGUUUAGUUAUGAUGAUAUUUCAUUAUUAUGUUAUAGUGAAAGUGAUAAAAUAUUGAGAAUGUAAGGAACUUUUGUUAGUAAGAGUGGGUGCUUUUGAAUGUAUGUGUGUCAUCUAAAGCUGGAUGGAGGCUACUACACUCUAAUCUGCAGCAAUUUUACCGUUUGAUUAAAAAAGCUGCUCUCCUUUUACAAAA
Messenger RNA from Anguilla rostrata (American eel), 2409 nucleotides. Its product is annotated as dnaJ homolog subfamily B member 4-like. Gene Ontology annotation, molecular function: protein-folding chaperone binding. The record is from RefSeq and is a predicted model, not a curated record. NCBI's taxonomy places the organism in Eukaryota, Metazoa, Chordata, Actinopteri, Anguilliformes, Anguillidae. The transcript has 3 exons. Gene Ontology annotation, cellular component: cytosol. Bases 233 to 1264 code for a protein of 343 amino acids. Gene Ontology annotation, biological process: negative regulation of transcription by RNA polymerase II.